AUGAGUAAACAACGUGAAGAUGCGUUAUAUGAAAUUUUAAUGGAUUUGAUGAAAGACGGUUUAAUUUCAAAGGCUAAAGCACCAUACGCAGCACCAGCCUUAUUAACACCAAAACCUGAUGGGACGUGGAGAUUUGUGGUUGAUUAUAAGAAAUUAAAUAAUGUUACAAUCGAAGAUCAAUUUCCCCUACCAAACAUGGAACAAACAGUACAAAGAUUGGGGGACGGAUAUAAAAUUUUUACAAAAUUAGAUCUGAAGAGUGGUUUUUGGCAAAUACCUAUUAAAGAACAAGAUCGUCCAAAAACGGCAUUUAUUACAUCUUUUGGUCUAUUUCAAUUCAAUGUACUACCACAGGUUCUUAUGAAUUCUCCACCCACAUUUCAACGAGUAAUGUCAACAGUAUUACAAACAUGUCGCUCAUACUGUCAGGUGUAUUUAGACGAUAUUGUCGUGUUUUCAAGAUCAAUUGAAGAGCAUGUCCAGCAUUUAUAUCAAGUAUUGGAAUGUUUACUACAAAACAAUUUGAAAUUAAAUCCACCAAAAUGUACAAUCGCACAGCCAAAAAUAGAUUAUUUGGGACAUACAAUUACAGAGACAACAGUUACACCCCUCAAUGACAAAAUUAAUGCAAUUUUAAGAUUAAAAGAACCGAGAACACUGGAAGAAGCUAAUCAUUUUCUGGGUGCGAUUGCAUGGUAUCGUAAAUUUAUACCAAAAUUCGCGGAAAUUGCAGCGCCGAUUCAUGCUGUUACCAACCUUACAAAGAAAAAUCGUCACAAAUUCAAAUGGCAAGAGCAACAAUCAAAUUCAUUUUAUGAAUUGCAGGAAAAAUUAACAACCGCACCAUUGUUAUUACAAUUUCCGAAUGAUAAAUACCCAUUGAUUCUGAGCACCGAUGCAUCAAAUAAAGGAAUUGGUGGAGUACUCCGCCAGGAAAUAGAUGGAAAAGUAUACAACAUAUACUACCAUUCACAAGUGAUAACAAAAACGGAGAGAAAUUAUGAUACAAUCGAAAAGGAAGCAUUGGCAAUAUGGCGAUGUUUUGAACGUAUGAGAACGUAUAUCAUCGGACGACCAAUUAUAAUUUAUACAGAUCACUGCCCGCUAUACCAUAUGAUGGAAAAAAAUGUUAAAAACAAAAGAGUAGAUCGGAUAUCAUUGUUAUUACAAGAAUAUAACAUACAACAAGUUAUUCAUAUCAAAGGCCGCCAUAACUGUUUGCCAGAUUAUUUGUCAAGAAACCCGAUUCAAGAAGAAGAUGAAUUAAUGAACACUGAUUACAGAUUGAAAAUUAAUGCCCGGACCAGUGCAGUGGUCGAGGUCACAACAAGAUCAGCGGCAAAAGCUCAGAAAACACUAACAGUUCAACCAACAACAAUAAAUAAUUCAAAUUUAGAUAUCGAUGAUGAGAAAAUAGCACCAUUAAUCGAUCAUUUUGACAUUACACAAUUAAGAACAUCAGAAUAA
This is a messenger RNA of Didymodactylos carnosus, 1467 nucleotides long. The record is from the annotation of a GenBank genome assembly. NCBI's taxonomy places the organism in Eukaryota, Metazoa, Rotifera, Eurotatoria, Philodinida, Philodinidae.